AUGGGUGGUGAUAUGCCUCUGCACGACGCUGCGGCCAAUGGACACAUGGCAAUCGCACGUAUGCUUGUACAGUAUGGCGCAAGUGUUCUGGCGACAAACGAUGAUG
Sphaeroforma arctica JP610 is the source of this 106-nucleotide messenger RNA. RefSeq lists its product as hypothetical. Lineage: Eukaryota; Ichthyosporea; Ichthyophonida. The annotation marks the transcript as partial. The transcript is spliced from 2 exons. The record is from RefSeq and is a predicted model, not a curated record. Gene Ontology annotation, molecular function: protein binding.